Messenger RNA from Cavia porcellus (domestic guinea pig), 429 nucleotides. RefSeq names its product putative large ribosomal subunit protein eL32'. NCBI's taxonomy places the organism in Eukaryota, Metazoa, Chordata, Mammalia, Rodentia, Caviidae. The coding region runs from base 1 to 429 and encodes 142 amino acids. Gene Ontology annotation, cellular component: ribosome; cytosolic large ribosomal subunit. Gene Ontology annotation, biological process: translation. The record is from RefSeq and is a predicted model, not a curated record. Gene Ontology annotation, molecular function: structural constituent of ribosome. The transcript has a single exon.
AUGACCUCAUUCUAUGGCAAAAAUGUCCUGAUGCGGUGGCAGCCGGAUCUGACUGGGCACCACGUGGCCCUUCGCUCUCUUGUGAACCCCGAGAUCAUCAGGCACCGAUCAGACCUUUGUGUCAAAAUUCAGCACGAUGGGUGGAAAAACAGGGGCGUGGACAGCAGAGCGCGGAGAAGGUUCCAGGCCCGCAACUUGAUGCCCAGCGCAGGAAGCAGCAGAGAGACAGCGCGGCCGCAGGGGCUUCCGGAGUCCCCGGUGCACAGCGUGGAGGGCCCGGAGCUGCUGCCGCUGGGCUGCGGGUCUUACAGCGUGGAGACUGCGGGCCACGUCUCCUCCAGGAACCGCAAUGCCACCGUGGGAAGAGCGGCCCAAAGCCACCGAGACCAGGACCCUAACGCCAGGCUGCACCGCGGAGCAAACUCAUAG